This is a messenger RNA of Cladocopium goreaui, 1506 nucleotides long. NCBI's taxonomy places the organism in Eukaryota, Dinophyceae, Suessiales, Symbiodiniaceae. The record is from the annotation of a GenBank genome assembly.
CGCUUCACCACAUCAACGCCUCAGUGCCUCAUGGCUCCGUUACAUUCGGGGUUGUACAAGGCAACCAACGUAAAUUGGCACCACUGUGUGCCAAAGACAGGUUUAGAGAGACCCUUGUUCGCCUUUUUCAUCGAAUUCCUUGAGUGAGAAAUUCGGCUACAAGGGUGCACCAUCACGAGUUGCCAACGAGGAGCAAAAAUAUUUCGAAGUCCGAAUUCACAAAGCCACCAAAAUCCUAGGAGCGACCAACUUCAAAUUGAACGCUUAUUGUGUGACGGCCCACUAUCCAGGCGAAUCCGCAGAAUUCGUUGAAGCACGAAAGAAAUCUUUUGUCCCGGGCAAGAAGACCGCACCGGGGUCGUGCCAUGAGGAUUGUUUCUCCUCUGAAACAAUCUUCAUUCCCUACAACGCCAGGCAGCAGCUGCUUUUUGUGGACGUUUUCCAAGUCCCGGAUCCUUCGCAGUUCGAGCUGGAGGGUGAAUUGAUUGGAAGGGCGACCUUGCCAUUGGCAGAUCCCACGCUGGAACAGCCAUCUGAGUGGCAGCUUGUGCGUGGCCGUUUCGACUUUGGGGGCACGGUGACCGUCAGUGUGAAGCUUGCUGCUCCGGAGGGCAAAGUUCGGCCCCUGCCGGACUUGCGUGACUUUCCACCACCAGUCUCUCCUCGCCAGUUUGACGAAGGUGGAAUCGACAUGAGCCCCUUCGACAUACCUCGAGAAGGGUCAAGCUCAAAAUCUAGUGGUCAAGGUGGAAUCAGCAUGUGUGUGUUUGAUGAACCUCGCAAGUGGUCAGGGUCGAGGUCGACUGAAGGCGCAGGCUGUUCUCCUCGGUGGGUACCCGUGCUGAGUGGUGGUCUUGGCCUUGAUUCAAAAAUGGACGACGUCAGGACGUUCGAAGGUGUGAAACACAGGACAAUGAGCCCGUUCCCGACCUUCGCCCCAGAUUGGUUUGGGGCGAAAUUGCCUUUAGGCACUCCGCCGCUGCGACCAUUGCCGGACCCUGCCGCAUUUCACCCCUCCCAGUUGCGGCUGGGGGAGCUGAUUGCCCAAAUUCCGGAAGUUGCCACAGUGGCACCCGCAGUGGCAGCCAUGGUGGCACAGGCCAUUCGUGCAGCGCCACUGCUGACACCAACCAUGGCGCCACCCGCGAUGCCGACAUUUUCUAGUCCGACCUUCGUGGCACCAGCAGUUGCGCCGCCAAUGUGGACUGUGGCACCAUCCUAUGGAGGUAAACCAAAUGCACGUUUCUACCAGUGAUCAAUGCUUCAUUGUAUGAGCGUUUGCCAAUGAACAUCAGGACCGAAGGCAAUCCUUAAAGUGUUGCGGCAUUCCUGUCACAGAACAUCAGUGACGCCUGGUGGUAGAAAGAUAUGCCACCUGGCUCUGUGCUGAAAACAGGGCCCUUAAGCAGCCCAAGCUGUGGAGUGCUGUAGAAAGAUUUGAAGAUUGUUUGUCGACAUUGAGAAUCAGUCUAUUCCAUUUUAGUUCUCGAAUUUAGUGAAUGGCUG